Molecule: messenger RNA, 810 nt
Organism: Penicillium malachiteum
Lineage: Eukaryota; Fungi; Ascomycota; Eurotiomycetes; Eurotiales; Aspergillaceae
Product: YdcF family protein
Exons: 1
Coding region: 1-810 (269 amino acids)
Cellular component (GO): plasma membrane
Source: RefSeq, a predicted model, not a curated record
AUGAACCCCUAUAGCUCGGAAGCUUCAGCGGAUAUCAACUCGCUGGCCGAGUUUCUGGCCGACUCGGAGGUCUCUGAUCUCUCUUCGGUACCUCCAGUGGACUGCAUAAUCUUAUGCGCGUCGCAGGUCCUAUAUGGAGCAGAGAUGAUCUUCGAGACCCUGCGAAGUCGGCCAGGCAUAACAAAGUAUCUGGUACUAUGCGGAGGAAUCGGCCACUCAACGGCCCUUCUCUAUGACUCCGUAACGCAACAUAAUCGCUAUUCAGCACUUGCCGAUAGAAUUCAAGGUCUUCCUGAAGCACGCGUCCUGGAAAAUAUUUUAGAUGAAUUUUUUGAUCGAGCUAGAAUCACUGCAGAACGGUGUCAAAUUCUGGUGGAAGAUCGCUCUACCAACUGCGGUCAGAAUGCGAUGUUCAGUCGACAAAUACUUGAACAAGCUGGCGUCGUGGCGCCAAAGACAUGCAUCAUCAGUCAAGAUCCGACUAUGAUGCUGAGGACAAAGGCUUCGUUUGAGAAAACUUAUCAAAAUCUAUCAUCGCCCGUUUGUUUCCUAGGCUAUCCUGGAUUCGUUCCGUCGGUACAACUUCGGCAGGAUGAAUGGAUUUACACAUCCCCGGCAGCUACAGCUGGGCUCUGGACAGUGGAACGCUUUCUUGAGCUCAUAUUGGGUGAAGUGCCAAGAUUAAGAGAUGGUAAAGACGGUUACGGUCCAGAAGGGCGGAAUUUCAUCUCUCAUGUUGAUAUUCCGCCUAGUGUGGAGAUGGCCUGGUCCCGUUUGAGUGUUAUGUUCAAACAUCACAAACUGAGAUGA